Galeopterus variegatus (Sunda flying lemur) is the source of this 2882-nucleotide messenger RNA. RefSeq names its product myeloperoxidase (gene MPO). Gene Ontology annotation, molecular function: heme binding; peroxidase activity. Gene Ontology annotation, biological process: response to oxidative stress. The record is from RefSeq and is a predicted model, not a curated record. The coding region runs from base 214 to 2370 and encodes 718 amino acids. The transcript has 12 exons. Lineage: Eukaryota; Metazoa; Chordata; Mammalia; Dermoptera; Cynocephalidae.
GUUCUUGGGGGCUGGGUGGCUGCAGCUGGCAAGGGGGUGGGAGACUAUGGACGCCUCCUUCAAGGAGGCCUGGCUUCAUCCACAGGCAGGGCCCAUUCAGGUGGCUGGGUAUGAGUGAGGGGCCUAGGAGGAGAGGGAUGGUGGGGCUCUCUUCUCCCACAUGCACUGUGGGCUCAGGGCACUUGCUGGGCUGUGGGUCUCAUUGCAGAGAGGAUGCUGCUCCUGGCCCUAACAGGGCUCCUGGCCAUUCUGGCCGUGUCCCAGCCCUCUGAGGGUGCCGCUCCAGCUGUCGUGGGGGAGGUGGAGACCUCGGUGGUGCUGACCUGCAUGGAGGAAGCUAAGCGGCUCGUGGACAAGGCCUACAAGGAGCGGCGGGAAAGCAUCAAGCAGCGGCUUCGCAGUGGCUCGGCCAGCCCCAUGGAACUCCUGUCCUACUUCAAGCAGCCGGUGGCAGCCACCAGGACAGCUGUGAGGGCCGCUGACUAUCUGCAUGUGGCCCUAGACCUGCUGCAGCAGAAGUUGCGGCCCCUGCGGCCGGGGCCCUUCAAUGUCACUGAUGUGCUGACGCUCGCCCAGCUGGAUCUGCUGUCCAAGUCAAGUGGCUGCGCCUACCAGGACGUGGGGGUGACGUGCCCGGAGAAGGACAAGUAUCGCACCAUCACCGGGCACUGCAACAACAGACGCAGCCCCACGCUGGGGGCCUCCAACCGCGCCUUUGCUCGAUGGCUGCCAGCCGAGUACGAGGACGGCUUCUCGCUGCCCUACGGCUGGACGCCCGGCGUCAAGCGCGGCGGCUUCCCGGUGCCCCUGGCUCGCGCGGUCUCCAACGAGAUCGUGCGCUUCCCCACGAAGCAGCUGACCCCGGACCGGCAGCGCUCGCUCCUGUUCAUGCAGUGGGGACAGCUGAUCGACCACGACCUCGACUUCACCCCCGAGCCCGCCGCCAGGGUCUCCUUCCUCACCGGCCUAAACUGCGAGACCAGCUGCCUGCAGCAGCCGCCCUGCUUCCCGCUCAAGAUCCCACCCAACGACCCCCGCAUCAAGAACCGACGCGACUGCAUCCCCUUCUUCCGCUCCUGCCCGGCCUGCACCGGGAGCAACACCACCAUCCGCAACCAGAUCAACGCGCUCACAGCCUUCGUGGACGCCAGCAUGGUGUACGGCAGCGAGGACCCCUUGGCCAUGAGGCUGCGCAACAGGACCAACCAGCUGGGGCUGCUGGCUGUCAACACCCGCUUCCGAGACAAGGGCCGGGCCCUGCUGCCCUUCGACAACCUGCACGACGACCCCUGUCUCCUCACCAACCGCUCCGUGCGCAUCCCCUGCUUCCUGGCAGGGGACACCCGCUCUAGUGAGAUGCCCGAGCUCACCUCCAUGCACACCCUAUUUUUGCGGGAGCACAACCGGCUGGCCACACAGCUCAAGCGCCUGAAUCCCCGCUGGGAUGGAGAGAGGCUCUACCAGGAAGCCCGGAAGAUCGUGGGGGCUAUGGUCCAGAUCAUCACUUACCGGGACUAUCUGCCCCUGGUGCUGGGGCCAGAGGCCUUGAGGAAGUACCUGCCCAAGUACAGCGGCUACAAUGACUCGGUGGACCCGCGCAUCUCCAAUGUUUUCACCAAUGCCUUCCGCUAUGGCCACACCCUCAUCCAGCCCUUCAUGUUCCGCCUGGACAAUCGAUACCGGCCCAUGGAGCCCAACCCCCGUGUCCCACUCAGCAAGGUCUUUUUUGCCACCUGGAGGGUAGUGCUGGAAGGUGGCAUUGACCCCAUCCUCCGAGGCCUCAUGGCCACCCCUGCCAAGCUGAAUCGCCAGAACCAAAUUGUGGUAGACGAGAUCCGGGAACGAUUGUUUGAGCAGGUCAUGAGGAUCGGGCUGGACUUGCCUGCUCUGAACAUGCAGCGCAGCCGGGACCAUGGCCUCCCAGGGUACAACGCCUGGAGGCGCUUCUGCGGGCUCCCGCAGCCCAACACAGUGGGCGAGCUGGGCACAGUGCUGAAGAACCUGGGCUUGGCGAGAAAGCUGAUGGCGCUGUAUGGCACGCCCAACAACAUUGACAUCUGGAUGGGUGGCGUGGCCGAGCCCCUGCAGCCCAAUGGCCGCGUGGGCCCACUCCUCGCCUGCCUCAUAGGCACCCAGUUUAGGAAGCUCCGGGAUGGUGAUCGGUUUUGGUGGGAGAACACGGGCGUGUUCAGCACACAGCAGCGGCAGGCCCUGGCCAAGAUCUCCUUGCCCCGCAUCAUCUGCGACAACACAGGCAUCACUACCGUGUCCAAAAACAACAUCUUCAUGUCCAACUCAUUUCCCCAGGACUUUGUCAACUGCAGUACACUCCCUGCGUUGGACCUGGCUCCCUGGAGGGGCAGUGCCUAGAGGCUGGGUAAGGGGAUGCAUCAGUGAGGGGUAUACGAGGGCUGGCCACUUGGAACUCCAGAGAUCGCCCUUCCCUACGUGGGCUCAUCCCUGUUCCAGUGCCAGCUGGAAGAAUAAGUGACGGGACAUUCAUUCGUAUGUGUAUGUUUGUGUGUGCAUGUGUAUAUAAACUGGGAUUUCAUAUGUGCAUUGUCUGUGAACACGGGUAGUGUUUUAUGUGCUCCGUGUGGGUGUCAUUGAUGUGAGUGUGUGUUUGCUAUUUAUGAGAGUAUCAGGUAGUGGAAAGCUGCAGAGCAGACCGGAGGAGCACAGCUCAGGAGCCAGACUGCCAGGUUCCAGUCCCGGCUGAGUUAUGGGCCCUGGCCAGCCAGGCUCAGUCCCUGGCCCCCCUUUUUCUUCCUUACUCUGUUCUCUUGCUUAUUCACAGGAGCCCACCUGGAGAGGAACUGGGGCCCACUGGCCUUUCUGUACUAUUUGUUUAUUUUAUGAUAAUAAAGUGCUGCUGAUGGGGA